AUGAAUUAUCAAAAACUAAUCGAUAACACCGAAGUCGAUGGCAUCCAAGACUUGAGUAUCAAGGACAACGACCCCGAAGACGAACUCCUCAAAGUUGAAGCAAGAAUAGUAAGAUGCGUGAUAGAGAUUGCCGUGGUCCUUCGCGGUACCAAAGAGAGUGGUUCGUAUAGGUUUAUGAAUCAAAAAGCUACGAAGCAGCAGCGCAUCCUAAUACAAACUAGAAAUAUUCAAAAGUCCUUGAAUAGAAAAUCUACCUCAUCGUGUAACGAGGUGACUUCAAGUCAUUUGAUUCCAAUCCAAACACUGGUCAAUUCCUUAGCCUACAACACCACCGUUAUACAAUUACAACUUUCCCACUAA
Botrytis porri is the source of this 360-nucleotide messenger RNA. RefSeq lists its product as uncharacterized. Lineage: Eukaryota; Fungi; Ascomycota; Leotiomycetes; Helotiales; Sclerotiniaceae. The transcript has a single exon. The record is from RefSeq and is a predicted model, not a curated record. The coding region runs from base 1 to 360 and encodes 119 amino acids.